Molecule: messenger RNA, 4862 nt
Organism: Oryctolagus cuniculus (rabbit)
Lineage: Eukaryota; Metazoa; Chordata; Mammalia; Lagomorpha; Leporidae
Gene: L3MBTL3
Product: L3MBTL histone methyl-lysine binding protein 3
Biological process (GO): negative regulation of DNA-templated transcription
Cellular component (GO): nucleus
Molecular function (GO): histone binding; chromatin binding; zinc ion binding
Source: RefSeq, a predicted model, not a curated record
UGCUUCGAUUUCCCUAGAGUGUUGCUUUCUGGGGUCUCGACGGGUUUUGGGGGAGCCCGAGAGCCUCUGUGCUGGCUCUUUCGGUCGCGUGGAUUUUUGCGCAAGUUUUCAGAAAAACACUGACUCGGGUAGAGAGCAUUUCUCCGGAAAGUUUCAAGUGCAGCAAAAUAGCGAACGUGCAAAACUGGCCAAGGGGAGACCUCUAGUGGUUAACGGCGUCUUAAGUUCGCGAGGCCGAGAGCAAAGUUUGGCCUUUACUUGUAGCUACGUAGCCCGUUCCGACGGGAACGUCGUGAGAGGACCUGAGCCGGCGGCCAGACGGGGUGCGAGACGAUGCUGACUGGGCAUGGGAGGCUGAGCGCAGGGCGCGGGGCCGUGAGCGCCGCGCGCUCGGGCUCCGCAUCUUCCUCCCGUCGUGGAGAAACGCGCUUCUCCCUUUCAUCCAGGGAUCCCAGAGGGCUCGCUCCUUGCCUAAGAAGCCAGAGUUUGUAGCUAUCCCUGCCCGUGCAGCUCUUGGCUCGGUUUUACAUCACGAGUCACAGCAGAUAACUUAGUAGUGAACGUUAGGAAAAGCACGAAGUGAGAUGUGCGUUUUUGAAACUCUGAAGACGUGAAAAAAAAAAAAAGACCUUUGGUGGAGAUGUUUUCUUUGACACCAGCUGGCCAUUUUUAUUCCCUGACCCUCAGGAGAAGUCUCGGGGUUGCACGACGAUUGUGAAAACCGCCCAACAGUUCUGUUUUUCUUGACUAUCACGAGAUUAAAAAAUAAAUCAUGACUGAAUCUGCCUCUAGCACAAGUGGUCAAGAGUUUGAUGUAUUUAGUGUUAUGGACUGGAAAGAUGGAGUAGGUACAUUACCAGGAAGUGACUUGAAGUUUCGGGUAAAUGAGUUUGGAGCCCUGGAAGUUAUUACAGAUGAGAGUGAGAUGGAAAGUGUUAAAAAAGCAACUGCUACCACCACGUGGAUGGUGCCAACUGCUCAAGAAGCCCCGACCUCUCCCCCGAGCUCCAGGCCCGUAUUUCCACCUGCCUACUGGACAUCUCCACCUGGAUGUCCCACAGUCUUUUCAGAGAAGUCUGGGGUGCCUUUCAGGUUGAAGGAGCCAGUGAAAGUGGAAGGGCUUCAGUUCUGUGAGAGCUGUUGUCAGUAUGGCAACGUAGAUGAGUGUCUGUCUGGAGGAAGCUAUUGCAGCCAGAAUUGCGCUCGGCAUAUCAAAGACAAGUAUUGUUUCCUGUCACUAUUUUGGGGUUAUAAACACAACAGAGAUCAGAAAGAAGAAAGGGACAUGGGAGAAGACAACGAGGAAGAAGAUCCCAAGUGCAGUCGGAAGAAAAAACCAAAAUUGUCUCUGAAAGCUGAUGCCAAGGAGGAUGGAGAAGACAGAGAUGAUGAGAUGGAGAACAAACAAGAUGGAAGAAUCCUGAGGGGUUCGCAGAGGGCCCGCAGGAAAAGACGAGGCGAUCCAGCUGUCUUGAAGCAGGGUUUGCCUCCUAAAGGAAAGAAGGCUUGGUGCUGGGCAUCCUACCUGGAGGAGGAGAAAGCUGUGGCAGUGCCAGCGAAGCUGUUCAAGGAGUAUCAGUCCUUCCCAUAUAACAAAAAUGGAUUCAAAGUUGGCAUGAAGUUGGAAGGUGUGGACCCUGAGCAUCAAUCUGUGUACUGUGUCCUCACUGUGGCUGAGGUUUGUGGAUACCGAAUAAAGCUUCACUUUGAUGGUUACUCUGACUGUUACGACUUCUGGGUAAAUGCGGAUGCCCUGGAUCUUCACCCCGUUGGCUGGUGUGAGAAAACCGGCCAUAAACUCCAUCCUCCAAAAGGAUAUAAAGAAGAAGAAUUUAAUUGGCAGACCUAUCUUAAGACAUGCAAGGCUCAAGCUGCUCCUAAAUCAUUAUUUGAAAACCAGAAUAUAACAGUGAUCCCAUCAGGCUUCCGGGUUGGAAUGAAGCUUGAAGCUGUAGACAAAAAGAAUCCUGCGUUCAUCUGUGUUGCCACGGUAACAGAUAUGGUGGACAAUCGUUUCCUGGUACAUUUUGACAACUGGGAUGAGAGCUAUGACUAUUGGUGUGAAGCAUCUAGUCCACACAUUCAUCCAGUUGGUUGGUGUAAAGAACAUAGACGAACCCUUAUCACUCCACCAGGUUACCCAAAUGUGAAACAUUUUUCUUGGGAUAAGUAUUUAGAAGAAACCAAUUCUUUACCUGCUCCUGCAAGAGCUUUCAAAGUGAAACCUCCACAUGGAUUCCAGAAAAAAAUGAAGCUUGAGGUUGUAGACAAAAGAAACCCCAUGUUUAUUAGAGUAGCUACUGUUGCAGAUACCGAUGAUCACCGAAUAAAAGUUCACUUUGAUGGCUGGAAUAGUUGCUAUGACUAUUGGAUAGAUGCAGAUUCUCCUGAUAUUCACCCUGUUGGCUGGUGUUCAAAAACUGGACAUCCUCUUCAGCCUCCUUUGAGCCCCUUAGAGUUAAUGGAAGCUUCAGAACAUGGUGGAUGCUCAACUCCAGGAUGUAAAGGGCUUGGCCAUUUUAAGAGAGCGAGGCACCUGGGCCCUCACAGUGCUGCCAACUGUCCCUAUUCGGAAAUCAAUUUGAAUAAAGACCGUAUUUUCCCAGACCGCUUAAGUGGGGAGAUGCCUCCGGCUAGCCCGUCAUUUCCAAGAAAUAAAAGGACAGAUGCAAAUGAAAGCUCUUCAUCUCCUGAAAUCAGAGAGCAGCAUGCCGAUGAUGUCAAAGAAGACUUUGAAGAGCGAACAGAAAAUGAAAUGAGGACAUCACAUGAAGCCAGAGGUGCCCGGGAAGACCCUACCAUACAGCAGGCACAACGGCGCUCCGCUGUCUUUCUGUCCUUCAAGUCCCCGAUUCCGUGUCUGCCCUUGCGCUGGGAGCAGCAGAGUAAGCUUCUUCCAACAGUCGCCGGAAUCCCUGCCAGCAAAGUUUCCAAAUGGAGCACAGAUGAGGUGUCAGAAUUCAUACAGAGCUUACCUGGGUGUGAAGAACACGGAAAGGUAUUUAAAGAUGAACAAAUCGAUGGAGAAGCGUUUCUACUUAUGACCCAGACGGACAUUGUGAAAAUUAUGAGUAUUAAGCUGGGCCCUGCUCUCAAAAUUUUCAAUUCUAUCCUGAUGUUCAAAGCUGCAGAGAAGAAUUCUCACAACGAACUUUGAAGAUGGUGAAUUCUGAAUGCCAUCAGCUUUCUGAGUUAGAGCUCAUGUUUUAUUCAAAGCACAAGGACGGUUAUAACUCCUAAGUGAGAAGUCUCCAAAACUCAAAAGAGCAACACUAUCGGAUUAUUUAUAUUCCUCAAGAGACAAUGUAUAUGAAUUCUUAUGAAAGUGCUUGAGCUUUUAACCAGGUACUGUCUAAAAACAGUCAUCUUUUGGUUCUGUUCACUGAGCUAAAUUUAUCUUUGUAAAUCUUUUUGAGGCCAGGGAGGGUGGGGGACAGGGGAACUUCAUUAAUUAUUUAUGGCUAAGGGGGGGCAGAAUAAGAAAUUUUGGCAUUUUGUAAACAUUGUUGAAUUCUCUUUCAUGUACACUGUUUCUUUUUCAAUACUUUCAGAAGCCUUUUUAUAUAAUCAAAUAUCAACUUAAACCAAAUUAGUCAAAUCCUGGCUAAUCUUAGCCAGUGGGACUGUUACCUGUAUUGUUCCUUUUGUGCCAUAUUUUGAACUGCAGCAUUAUGCUAAGGUUAACUUUGCAAGUCAUGAUAUUGCUUAACUGCUUGUCAUAAUAUUUGUCGGGGCUGAAUAGUUGUAAAAAUUACUUUUCUUUGAAUCAGUGUUUUUACUUUUGCACGCAUUAUGAAAUGUUAAACAAAGUACUUUUCACCAGCAUCUUUACUAUAAUUACCAAAAACAUGUAUAUAAAAGAAUGGAAUUGAGAAAUAAAAUAUAUAAACAUAAUCAAUUAGGUAGUGUAUUUGAGUGGCAUCAGUCUCAUACGCACGGUGCCCCCUGUGUUUAUGAGAAUCAGAUGGUAUCGGAGGAGGAUGCAGGGGCAUUUGGGGGGAUGUAUGUAAGGCUCUUGAACGAUGUAUGUGAUUAUCUUGAGUUUGUCUGAUUGUCAUUGAAGUAACUAGCGUGUUUUACAGAAAUGAAAGCCUCAUUCUGUCACAGAAACAUUACUCCAUAAUGAGCUCCUUCUCAGAUCUUUGUAGCAUCCUGUAAGUCCAAAGGCUUUCUUCAGAGUUGGCUGAAGAGAAAGUGUAUAGAUUUUACUGAAAAAAGCAAGGUGUGAGGGAGCAACACCGUGAACACAAAAUGCUAAAGGCUCACAGCCCAGGGAGGUGAUUUCCCAAAGCAAUUAUUCAAGAACCUCCAUGAUGGAAGGAUUCCUUUUUCUGUAGAACACUUUUCCUUGAUGUAUGUGAGCAAACAAAUGCACUUUAAAUGAAACCCUUGACUAUCUAUCAACUAAUAGCUGGUAGUGUUUCUUUUGCAAGAAUGCAUUUCUAAAGCAAAAGAUAAAUUAUUUUGUCAGUCUUUGGAUGUACUUUCUAAUUCCAGGAUUAGACAUUUAUUCAAGGACAAUUUUAAAAAUAGUAAAGUAAGUUUGUAGCAUGCUGUCUGAAUUCUGGAGAGGUCCCACCUCUCCUUCCUUAGCUCUCGGUUUUCCCGAUGCUGGACUUCCCUGAGUGUCGCUGUUGGAGGUCUGUUAACAGCCCUUUGCAUUUGUCAUGAUUCCAGGUUGUAAAACAGGGUCAGUGACAUCUGCAGUGCCCAUUCAUUUCUUUGCAUGAAUCUACUUAGAGAAGUUUUUCAUUGUUGCUUUUUUCCUUUUUUAAUAUUUUGUUGAGAAUUUGUACAUUCGAGUUGCACUUGUUAUAUCUGAUAUGAAUGAAAUAAAAUCUGAAUUGCAGAUGCUCUUUUUA